AGGCCGAGAAGAGCGGGCCGGUGGAGAGCUGCGUGGCUGGCGUUUCCGGCCGGUAGCGGCGGCACGGGGUCCGCAGUUCCUGGAGUGUAUGGGUUAAGCAACGUUGUGAAUCCUCACAAGGAGUAUCUCCAGCUUAGGGCCAUCAAAUCUUCAUUAGCCUGAAACCUGGACACAGUUGAAGGGGAAAGCUGCCACAUUGUGACAUCUGUGUGGAGGCCGUAGGCUCCAGGUGCACCCCAGCAGUCCAGGGUAGCUCUCCUGUCUCCUCCCCUGAAGAGAACAGCACUACCAGGAUCUGAGGCCUAAGUAUGCUAGAGUCCUGAUACUGAAGGCAAACUAAGGCAAGAGACUGCUGUAGACAGGGUAGAGUCAAGAAUGAACUUGACUUAAGCCUGGGAUCAGUUCCUGGGGCAGGUAGAGAAGAGAGGGAGAAACCGUGGCCCCAAGAGCCAGAGAGAAACAUAACCAAGUAAGGACAGGGGCAGCCUGGCUCCGGCUGCUUCCUCAUGGCCUCCAAGCAGGCUGCAGCCAAGGGCAAGGGGGAGAAGCGGAAGCGAGUGGUGCUAACCCUGAAGGAAAAGAUUGACAUCUGCACCCGGCUGGAGCGUGGGGAGAGUAGGAAGGCUCUGAUGCAGGAGUAUAAUGUGGGCAUGUCUACUCUGUAUGACAUCAAAGCCCACAAGGCCCAGCUCCUCAGGUUCUUCGCCAGCUCAGACUCUCGGCAGGCGCUGGAACAGCGACGUACCCUGCACACCCCAAAGCUGGAGCACCUGGACCGGGUGCUCUAUGAGUGGUUCCUGGUAAAGCGCGCUGAGGGCAUCCCUGUGUCGGGCCCUAUGCUCAUCGAAAAGGCCAAGGACUUCUACAAGCAGAUGCGGCUGACAGAGCCCUGUGUGUUCUCUGGAGGGUGGCUUUGGCGCUUCAAGGCCAGGCAUGGCAUUAAAAAGCUGGAUGCCUCCAGCGAGAAGCAGGCGGCUGACCACCAAGCUGCUGAGCAGUUCUGUGGCUUUUUCAGGAGCCUUGCAGCGGAGCACGGGCUGUCUCCAGAGCAGGUGUACAGCGCUGAUGAGACUGGUCUUGUCUGGCGGUGCUUGCCAAAUUCUGCCCCAGAUGAUGGGACUGUGCCCCACUUCAAACAGGGCAAGGACAGGCUGACUGUCUUGAUGUGCGCUAAUGCCACAGGCUCCCACAGAAUCAAGCCUUUGGCCAUUGGGAAGGGUGGCGGCCCCAGAGCCUUCAGAGGCAUCCAGCACCUGCCUAUUGCUUACAAGGCCCAGGGUAAUGCCUGGGUAGACAAGGAGAUUUUCUCAGACUGGUUCCAUCAUAUUUUUGUCCCCUCGGUGAGAGAGCACUUUAGAACCAUAGGCUUACCAGAAGACAGCAAGGCAAUUCUCUUGCUGGACCAUUCCCGGGCCCACUCACAGGAGUCUGAGCUAGUGUCAGAGAACGUCUUCACCAUCUUCCUGCCCUCCAGCGUGACCUCCUUACUGCAGCCCACAGAACAAGGCAUUCGCAGAGCCUUCAUGAGGCUCUUUAUUAACCCUCCCGUGGCCUUCCAGGGCUUCCCCACCCGCCACAACAUAAAUGACGCCAUAGUCAACGUGGCCCGUGCCUGGAAUGCUGUGCCUAGCCAGGUCUUCCAGCGGGCCUGGAGGAAACUGUGGCCCACUGUCACGUUCACUGAAGGCUCCUCCUCUGAGGAGGAAGCAGAGUGCUGUGCCAUCAAGCCUCACAAGACGUUCGCACACAUCCUUGGGCUUGUAAAAGAAGGGCCAACCUGUUCUGGCAGCAGGCUUCAGGACAGCAGGGUUGAAGAGCGGGUUGUGGCAGGGAGGGACAUAGAUGAGGCCCCUGCCAUUGUGGCACCAUCCCAGGCCACUAGGUGUACAAAAAAGUCAGAGAAAGAUACCGGUGAGACUGAGGAGGCAGCCUGGGAGCAGGCAGCCACAUCCUUUGAGGCACUUGUGCGCUUUGCAGAGCGGCAGCCGUGUUUCAGCGUGCAAGAGAUGGGGCAGCUGCAGGCACUGCACACGGUGUUCAGGAGACAGCAGCAGCUGAGGCAGCCCCGUGUGGCUCUCAGGGCUGUGAUCAAACUUGAGGCCCUUCAGGAGCACCCUGGGGUGUGUGUGGCCACAACCCACCCUACCUUGCCUUGCUCUUCCACUGCAGGUGACAACUAAAGUACCUUGUUUGCACCCACUGGCCCUCUGCAGCUCUGCUCUAUGGCAUGUGCAGCUGUGGGGCAGAGACUGCCUGCUAGGGAGGAGAGCAUACUGAGAUGAGCGAGAGAGCAAGCACAGGCUUGGGCCCCAGGAGCAUGGCUCUUGUCAGGGUUGCUCCUUGUUUACAGAGGGCUCUCUAUGUUCUGGCUAGUGGUUUAACUGUAUCUUCUAGCACAGAUAAUCUAUCAUUUGAAUGGCAAGAGACCUGGUACCCUCUAUCUCGCUACUCUGGAGCCUCCCCUAGCUGCAGCUUGGUUCAGUGGGCCAGUUCUGUGUCUGGUGUUGGAAAACUGAGCCACAUUAUCAGGUUGAAGUGCCUUGAGGGGUGUACCUCCAGCCCUUGGGAGGCUUGCUCUCCUCAACUGGUGGACCCCACGCCCAUUCCUAAGGGCACUGGCUUCAGCGUUUGGCCUCAGUGUUCACAUCCCCCACUGCUAGUUGCUGAGGUAUCAUGCCAACCUCUUGGUCUGCACCCACCUCAUCCAUCAACAAACAAAUUCAACAGCAAGCUCUGUAGUGUCCCUGUCAGCAGCAGGUCCUACCCCUGGGGUCCAGGUCUCACAGAGCCACUGUGCUAAUCUCAGCAUUGUUCAGAGGCCAACAUGUUCUCAGAAGUCCGUGUUCCCCAGAACUUCAAAGUAACAGCCUUUAUGUGAACGGUUUGCAAAGUCACAGAACAGAACAGCACUUGGUGCCUUGGAGCUCAACAUGGGGUAGGGGGGUUAGCACUACUCCAGUGGGAUAUGUGUCUGCCCUGGUUGGUUCUAUGGAGACCAGCUGUCGGAGGACAUGACUUUUCCUGACAUUGUAGCAUUGUAGCCGAUGAGUAGCACUGUGGCUGCUGUGCCCGUGACUCCCAGUGCCCUUUGUCUGCAGAGGUUACCUUACUGUUCUUUCACCGUGGCUUUGUUCUUGACCUUCAUUCCCUCCUGGAUUCCUGUGGCUGUGCUACCACAGUCUUCAUUCCAGUGGUGGACAGCUGCUACACCAAGAGACUUUUGCCGAACCUCUGAGAGCCAGAGGGGUUUGGGCAAUGUUGCUUUGUGUUUCUGUAUCUGUCCAAACACUAAGGAUGGCCAUUGCAGACAGCUCUAGUUGUGGCUGAGUGUCGUCUUGCUUUACCUGCAUGUGUGAAUAUUAUACCUAGGUUGUUUUCAGAAGUCUUUGUCAUGAUUCUUCAGUCCCUGUUGACCAGGGUUAUGCUUCUUUCACACCACUUUUUCUGUGUGUCUGGGUGACAUUUGCAUGCUCAUGUGCUAUCUGGUUUCUGGCUCAUACGGGGCUGUUGUGUAACUCUUGUGGCUAUUUAAGCUGCUGCAGGUCAGAGGUCAGAAGCCACACGUGCCUGAGCAUCAGUGGGCAUGUGGAGUGGGGGCAUGGGGCGGGACUGGGGGCGCUCCUGGGCCUAUAAGGUUUGUACCCAUCAGACCACAUUCUAGGACCAAUGCUAGCUGACCUUCAGGACCUGUUCCUGGUAUUGCCACCUACUAUAUAUGUGAUGCCCCCAGAGCACGUUCCAAAACAACAGCCUCCUUUGUCUUCAUCCCUCUGUCCCAGGGGAGAGUUCCCUUUGUCCAGUGGUCACUGAGGCCCUCAGAAAGCUCUAAGCUCUCCAGGGCAGAAUGUUCUCUGGUUCCCCCUAUAUACUGUCUGCUUCCCCAUCAUGCCUCUCAGACACCUGUGUAGCCCAGCCUAGCCUAGAACUGGCAGUCCUGCUUCAGCCUCCUGUGUAUCAGCAUUAGAGACAUACACUGCCAUGCUUGGUUCAUUUCUGCUUCCUACCACGAGCUAAGCUAUUGUUCCACUGAUAGACAGGUUUUGGGCACUGGAAUGUCACACUGCCCUGGCUGCUCCUUUCCCACCGCAGAGCCUUUUCUCUCUGUUUAUGUGUCAAGAGACCUUUCACAUCACCUCUCACUUCCUGGGAGGAGGUUAAUUUGUCAGCUCUGAUAGCAAGUAGAGUGAGAUUGCUCCUUCAUUACCUCUAGGUGUGCACAAGGAGCUCAUAUCCACAGUGCCGUCCAGUGAGAGGCAGAUGCUAUUUCCGGGUUGUGGUUUCCUCUGCCAGGGCAUGGUUACCUGAGCCCUACCUGGCCCUUUGCUGGUGUCCAAGGAAGAUCAUCCUGCUGGCAUCUGGUCAGAGAAGGUUGUCCCCUGCUUAUGAGGGCCUGGCUAGGACCAUUCUCCCUCACCGGCACUUGCUGCUUGGUGGAAGAGCAGAAGUAUCCUGUCACAGCCCUGUGUUGUCUCCAUAGAAGUACAUCCACAGCAAGACAAGCCACAGCCUUUGUCCUGUGGGUGGAGGGUGGGCAAAUUGGUGGGUUAACUGGGAGAGUGGGUAGAAGAGGGGGCUGCUGCUCUACCCAGUUACCCAAGUAGAAAUCAACUCAGGCUCCCCAUGACACUGGACCUGGGUACCACAAGAAACCGGGUGAGGCCUGGGAGAGGAACCUCGAUGGGGCUGUGAUGGCUGCUGUCACUUUCAGUAAGACUGGGUCUGAGAUGAUCUAGAAAAGAACCCAGAGGGAAGGUCCAAGUCUGGGAACUGGAGCUGUGAUCAUCCUCUUGUGAGCCUGGACUUGGUGAGAGGACACCUUGAGCUUAGUGAGGUGGAAGCUGUGACGUGUGGGAGAUGAUGGGGCUGUGGAGUGGACUGCCAUUGGUCCUGGCUCCAGCUCUUUUACAUGAUGGUCCUUUGCCUGCUUGUUCUUGCCUUCCAUCAGCCCCACCGCCGGAGCAUUCCUUGCAUCACUAACUAGUGUCAUGCUGUCCUUGAUCAUGGAUGGGACAGUAAGUUUUUAAGUAAGGAGUUCAGGGUUCCCUGUUGAGUGCUAGGGCAAGCUGCAGACUGGCUAAAUAUAAGGAAUUAAUCAGAGAUGCCUUUGUGGUUCCAAAGAUUGUAACCCCCAGCUCGCAGAGAGGCUUAGGUUUCAGGGGAGGGAGGUAAAUAAGGGUGUGGUGCCCCCUAGGAGGAGCAUCCUCAGGCCAGAAAGCCAUGGAAGCUCUUGUUUGAUGUGGAUAAGGGUCCUGAGGCCCCUUAGGGAUGCUGAACCCUCUGGCUGGGGUUGAUAGAGCUCCCUCUGUAGGGCUCCAUGCCCAGGCUCUGUCCCUCCAUCGGUGAGAUCAUAGUCUCAGCCUUCAGUGCCAUCCUGCCUCUGCACCCCAGUGCCAGAGCCAGCCCAUGGAGGAGCUUGCCCAGCUGAAAAGAGCUGCCUCUGAGAGAUGGAGAACUUUGUCCACAACUCACAGAGGGCAGGAGGUAGAAAAGACAAAAGUGUUUGGCGGCUAAAUACAUGAAUGAAAAUGU
Molecule: messenger RNA, 5529 nt
Organism: Mus musculus (house mouse)
Lineage: Eukaryota; Metazoa; Chordata; Mammalia; Rodentia; Muridae
Gene: Jrk
Product: jerky
Exons: 2
Coding region: 507-2180 (557 amino acids)
Biological process (GO): positive regulation of canonical Wnt signaling pathway
Cellular component (GO): nucleus
Molecular function (GO): DNA binding; nucleic acid binding
Source: RefSeq, marked validated